UUUGUAAUUGUUAUUGUAUGUAACGUAACCAACACUUUCUUUUCUUCUGUACCUGUACAGUUGCUGUUAGUGCUAGGAACAGCGUGAAUUUUCACAUGUCUCUGCUUUAAAUAGCAAGGUUGUUAACUAAAGUGCCUUGAAGUGUGUGUCUUCUUCUCUCUCUUUUUUGCAACUUUUUCUUCUGGGUAGCAUAAAAAAACAUUGGUUUCCGAUGGUGUUGUCUCUGUUCACUGUUCCCAGCUGCAAAGUUGUAAUCUUUUAGCUGAUUUAGUGUUUCGGAUGGGAACAACUCAGAUGGGGUUCUUGUAACUGAUUUUUCUUGGCAAGUUGACAGAUAACUUGAGAUGAGUAACCAAAAGGAUCGUUAUGAUGAAGAUAUGGGUUCCUCAGAUGUCACCGCCGGUAAAGUGGUGGUGGUUGCAGUUAAAGCUUCCAAAGAUAUUUCAAGGACUGCUUUGGUGUGGGCUUUGACUCAUGUUGUUCAACCAGGGGAUUGCAUUAAGCUGUUGGUUGUUAAUCCGGUUCUGUUCUCAAGUAUUGGCAAGAGGGUAUGGGGCCUUUCAAGAUUUACUACUGAUUGUGCCACUAGUCAAUGGAGAUCUCGUUUAGGAACUGCUUCAGAUCAGAGAGAAGUUAUUACAAAUUCCUGUUCUCAAUUAGUGCUUCAACUCCAUGAUUUUUAUGAUCCAGAGAAGAUUAAAAUCAGAGUAAAGAUUCUUUCUGGUUCUUUGUAUGGAGCGGUGGCUGCUGAAGCCAUGAGAGUCGAGUCAAGCUGGGUUAUAUUGGACAAAAAAUUGAAACAUGAAAAGAAAUACUGCAUGGAGCAGCUGCAUUGCAAUAUUGUAAUCAUGAAGCGAUCUCGGCCAAAGAUUCUACGCUUGAAUUUGAAUAGUUCACCAAAGAUAGAACUCAACGGGGGUUGUCCAUUGCCACUGGAGCCAAAUUCAUAUACAUCAAACUUAAAAGACAAAUCUGAACAUCUAGAUAUUAUUAGAGGUCCAACUGUUACUCCUGCUAGUAGUCCAGAGCAAGGGUCACCACCAUUGACUGCAACUGAUAUUGGAACAUCAUCGAUAUCAAGCUCAGAUCGCGGAACUUCACCAUAUUUCCACUCUGAUAAUUAUGAAAGACGAAGGAAAGGUUUUCCCUUUGUUCAUGAGGGACUGACAAACCUGGAGGAUAUUGAAUCUGACUCAGAGAGCGAAAAGCUAAGUUUAUCAUCCAAAAGUUCAUAUUUUCAGCCAUGGAUUGAAAAUUUAAUUUGUAUAGAUGGUGAGUUCUCAAAACAUGAGGAUCAUAUGCUAAGAUCAAAUGAUCAGGCUUUGGUUUCUACUUAUGAAGCUUUGCUUCAGAAAUUCUCAAAGCUGGAUCAAGAUCCUGUCUUAGGAGUGCUUAAUUGUAAAAUUGAUGUGAACUUAAGCAGAAGUGUUAGAGAAGCAAUUUCACUAGCUGAAAGUGCACCUCCUGGACCUCCCCCAUUGUGCUCUAUUUGUCAGCACAAGGCACCAGUGUUUGGGAAUCCUCCGAGAUGGUUUACAUUUGCUGAAUUGCAACUUGCCACUGCUGGUUUUUCACAAGCAAACUUCUUAGCUGAAGGUGGUUUUGGUUCUGUACACCGUGGCGUCCUACCUGAUGGGCAGGUCAUCGCUGUCAAGCAGCAUAAAUUAGCCAGUACUCAAGGAGAUAAAGAAUUUUGCUCAGAAGUAGAGGUCUUAAGCUGCGCACAACAUCGUAAUGUUGUGAUGCUAAUUGGGUUUUGUGUGGAGGAUGGAAGAAGAUUGCUUGUUUAUGAAUACAUCUGCAAUGGUUCUCUGGAUUCUCAUCUCUACGGACGAAAGCAAAGUGUACUGGAAUGGCAUGCACGCCAAAAAAUUGCUGUUGGAGCAGCUCGUGGUUUGAGAUACCUUCAUGAAGAAUGUAGAGUGGGUUGCAUCGUGCACCGUGAUAUGCGACCUAACAAUAUCCUCCUCACUCAUGAUUUUGAAGCAUUAGUGGGAGAUUUUGGACUUGCUAGGUGGCAGCCAGAUGGUGAUAUGGGUGUAGAAACCAGGGUGAUAGGAACAUUUGGGUAUUUGGCGCCAGAAUAUGCUCAAAGUGGUCAAAUUACUGAAAAGGCUGAUGUGUACUCAUUUGGGAUAGUAUUACUGGAGCUUGUUACUGGAAGGAAAGCUGUGGAUAUAAACAGGCCCAAGGGCCAGCAAUGUCUCAGUGAAUGGGCACGCCCUUUGCUCGAAGAACAUGCCUUUCAUAAACUAGUAGAUCCGAGCAUAAGGAACUCUUAUGUUGAUCAAGAGGUUUAUGGCAUGCUGCAAUGUUCCUCUUUGUGCAUCCGAAGGGAUCCUCAUUUAAGGCCUCGAAUGUCUCAGGUGCUCAGGAUGCUGGAAGGUGACAUUCUCAUGUGAUUGCUUAAUAAUGACUUGUGAGUAAUGGCAGAGGACAAGUUGGAGGUUCUUCUCCAGGUUCUUUACUUUUUUAUCCGUGGAGAGAGGCACAAGUUCAAAGCCUCUUGCACAUUCUUCUGAAUUUUCUUUUGUAAACAGCUUGAAGUUUACUCGUACAUGUUGGUUAUGAGUGCUGUAAAUUCGA
Gastrolobium bilobum is the source of this 2586-nucleotide messenger RNA. Its product is annotated as inactive protein kinase SELMODRAFT_444075-like. Gene Ontology annotation, molecular function: protein kinase activity; ATP binding. NCBI's taxonomy places the organism in Eukaryota, Viridiplantae, Streptophyta, Magnoliopsida, Fabales, Fabaceae. The transcript has 9 exons. The record is from RefSeq and is a predicted model, not a curated record. Gene Ontology annotation, biological process: protein phosphorylation. Bases 345 to 2402 code for a protein of 685 amino acids.